This is a messenger RNA of Zootoca vivipara (common lizard), 6087 nucleotides long. RefSeq names its product interleukin 1 receptor associated kinase 1 binding protein 1 (gene IRAK1BP1). The record is from RefSeq and is a predicted model, not a curated record. Lineage: Eukaryota; Metazoa; Chordata; Lepidosauria; Squamata; Lacertidae. Gene Ontology annotation, biological process: immune response; positive regulation of canonical NF-kappaB signal transduction.
GAUGCUUUGGGCGCGGAGGGCUCCGUUGCCAUGGCGCCUUAACGGUCUCCUUUCUUCAACUCCCUCGGCGCGGCGGGAGAGAUGCCGUUACCGCCGCUUUCUCCAGCCCGGGUGUUUGCCGAGCUGGUCCCUCCUCCCGCCGGGGGGGACAACAGCCGGGAGAAUGAAGUCCCGAGGCCGCCGGGGAGGGAAGUUCACGUCAGUGGCACCUCGGAGCUCAGCGCCAGCCCGGACCGGGCGAAAGUCACCGUUUACCUGAAGAGCAAGAAAGGGGAGGCCGGAGCGGCGCAGAGCAGCGUCACUCGGAGGCUGGAUUAUGUCGCCCAGAGCGCCCGGCAGCGCGGAGGAAUCUCGGAGAAUGACAUGACUGUGACAAAGAACUUUAGUAGAAUAGACAACGUGUAUAAGAUGGAAGCAGAGGUCUGCAUUACAUUCCGUGAUUUCGGCAAAAUGCAAGAGGUCUGUAACUUCCUUGUUGAGAAGCUAGGUAGCUCUAUCAUAAUCAGCCCACCUCACUUUUACCAUACAGUGGAGGCAGUAGAUGCCCUUCGUCGUCAGGUUUGUCUUGCUGCUGUUGGGAGUGCCCAGCAAAAAGCUCAAGAAGUUUGCCAGUUGCUUGGCCAGCCCCUUGGGAAGCCUUUGCUAAUAAGGGAAGAGGAAGUGAAAGAGUGGGAGGGCCACCUGGAAAAUCACUUGGCCAACACCCCAGACUCACUGGGUUUGCAGCAGAGACUCCAAAGUGCCACUAUCUAUGUUUCCUCAAGGGUAUAUGCUGUUUUUGAAAUAAAGGGGGAAAGGAAGAGGAAAAAAGCAGCUCACAUAAAUGUAAACUGAUUUAUUACUGAAGUCCUGAAUCAUUGUGUUUUCCUUAGGGAAGAGCAUUAUUCUUGGGAAGCUUAACUUGCUUUUCCAUAAUCAAAAUGUUAAAGUGACUCUGACGUUUGUUCACUUUUUAAACGGUUCCAUGAAAUUGUAGCACGGGUUGUAAUUCUCCGCACUUGGACGCAAGCUGCGGCUUGGAUCCCAAUUUACGUUUCGUUUCUUGGAAGAAAACUUCCUGUCAUGAAGAAGCCCUCAUGUUCAUAGAAGACACUUUCCAUGAUCAGCAGCUCCUUCCAUGAAUAAAACAAACUUUGGAAUCAACCUAGUGAAUGCUUGUGAAAGCCAUAGAUAGAAGUACAUUUUUAAUAUACUGUUUAGAAUAAUUUAAAUACAGGCAACUCCCAAUUUACACAGCGGUUAUGUUCCAAGGCACUGCACAUUUUAAGUGAAAUCAUGAAUAUUUGAAACUAAAAUAAACUCUGAAAAUGAAUACUACUGGUAGUUUUUAAGGAACUGGUCUGCCUUUUUAGCGUGUUUCUGGAGCAAGGAAGUUUUUGCUUGGUAACUUAAGAGAGAUGAACUUGGAAGUUGUCUCCUACAACAGGAAGCAGCAGCUCUUUGUACAUGUGGAUUAUUUUCAGAUUUGCAAAUGAAUGGAGGCAUGCUUUCUUCGCAUAGGUCUUUCAGACCUGUGUAUGUGGGGCAACAGUUUUGUCCAGAUACCCUCUUACUCCCAAGUUUGAAGAGAUUGCAUAAAGGCCACUUGGUUUUUCUUAAUGGCUGAUGACAGAAACCAGGUUUUUUUCCCCAGUGUUUUACACUGGACAAAUUGCAUUUGGUGAAAUGCCACAUUGUCAAUGUAGUUCCAAGAAAUCUCUGCUGAGAGCAGUUUAAUCAGGGGAGAAAUCCCUUGGAUGCCAGCUCCUGGGCUUCAAAUUUAUUUACCGCCUGACAUGAGAAAUUUCUUGAAUAUAACCAGUCUGAGUUAAGAAAUUAUGAAUAAGAAAUGGAAAUACUGUAAAACUGCAUUGUUGAUGAAAAACUUGCUAAUUUUUGGGUGUUGGUGAUGAGUGAUUUCUACUUGAAUAGUUUCACAGAUUAAGGAAUGCAGUUUAAACAAAAAGGAUAGAACUAUACUUACAACUCUGCCUAGUGUUUCUUAAUCUCCAGUUUAAUAAAAUUCUAACUUUCCAACCUGUAUGAACUAUUCACACUUCAUCUGCAGUUUGCUAUUUUUGUGGAAUUUAUUCUGGCUUUGCUAAUGUAAGGAAGCAAAGUUAAGGGGGCGGGGCAGCUUUUCCUAACAAGGAAAUGAUGCAGAUGUUUUUCAUUCUCCUAGCCCAACACAAUGUCCAUUUUAUAUUUUAUUAUCAUACCUGCCUAUGUAUAUGUUAAGAAUAAGUGUCUUCAGAAAGUUGAUCACACAUCUCCAGAUAAUAGAAUUUGUAAGGCUGUCUCACACAUGUAAUGAUGGUAGUAAAAUUUACCAGUUCCAUUAGGGCAUUUGUGUUAAGAAAUUAAGUUACUCUCGUUGCCAAUCAAUAUCCUUUAUAUUUAAGUCAUUGAGGCUGUAAUCCUGUAGAAACUUACCUGGGACUAAGACUCAUUGAACUUGAUGUGGCUUAUUUUUGGGUCAACGUAGGAUUGCACAUUGGUUCAAGUUGUUAGACACAACUUAUGUACGUCACACAUUUAUAUUAGUUUAAUAACAAAAGCAAAGCUUAGAAAAACGAGUUUUCUAUUUAUUUAAAAAUAGGUUUGUAGUUACUACAUUGCAGUGACAGUAAUUCAUACACAUACAUUCUAGUUUGUAUAAAAGGAUUCCAAGUAUUAUUCAUCAAAACCAACGUAAGUGUUUCACAUAACAAUAAAAGUUUCGAUCAGUAAUGUACAAAAAGAAAGGGCACUGUUCAUCCAGGUGUGAGACUGCACUUUAUAACUUGAUAAAGCAGAAGAGAAAGAAAAUAACCUUGAUAAAACCUAAACUUGUAAAACUGUAUGUUGGUUACAUGAACAUUUUUGGGAUUUACACCAUACUGUACAAAGUAAGCAAAGCCUUAAAAUGUGUCAGUUUCAAAAUUAGAUGUUCCAGACAAUUUCCUUAAGUUACACUACAUUAUAUGUUUCAACAUUAAGUGGCAAGAUUUAAGGUAUUCUCUCAAUAACUUUCAAGUUUUGCAGUGUAAUGGUCCAAAAAUGUAACUUCAACAUGUGUGUCAAUAGCCUAUCCUUAAAACAUGCAUCUGAGAUAAAUAUACCAUGUUAAAUGUCUUAUGUGAUAGUGUAGAAAUUUGGUGCUGUAUCUUUAAAGGUGUAGUAAUUUCCAGCACUAAUUAUAUCAUGAACAAAAAUUUAUACCAUAUCCUGAAGCAAUUAUCUGCAUUUAUUUAAAAUUCAAAUAUUCAGCAUUCGGCUCCCUUUUUGGUAUCAAAAGAAAAAUGAUUUUUCAUAUAAAUAGCUCCUUAAAUUAUUUACCCUUUAAAAAGGCAGAUUUGGGGUUGGGUCUUUUAACAGAAAAUAUGCUAUUUCCAUCUUCAAAAUGCCAUCUCACAUCUACGAUACUUUAGCAAAAAUAUCCUGCAAUAAAUGUAACCUUCCUGAAACAGAGGGUACCUUUUAUUCCAAAAUGUUGUGAACCAAAUGGGAAAAUGAGAGCAACAAAAGUAAAUCUCUGCUUCACCAUUAUUCCAUGAGUAAUUAAAAUUAUCUUAAUAUACAAAUUAUGUAAAGUUAGCACAUUAAAAAAAAAGCACAAUACCAGAUUUUGUUAUAUUAGAAAUAAUUUUCAGACUUGGCCACUAUAUAUGAAAUGUACACCUUUUUUGAAUUAUAAACAUAUGUACAUUAUUUACAGCAGAAACUGAACAGCCCUUUUAUCAGAUGAAUGCUUAGGUCCAAGAACAUGAAAUGCAAGAUUCAGAUACAUAAAAAUUUACAACAAAGCUCAAUCCAGUCGGUCCCUUACACACACACUAGGACACAGGUGUCCCACAAGUGCACCUCUCCAGUUGUGGGAAGUCUGAUAGCCGGGGGGUGGGGGAGGUGGGUAGCAGGAAACUCCUGCAUGCCCUAUUCCAUCUAGAGGAUGCAAGGCACGACUGGAUUGUGGCCCUAAGCUUUCACUAAAUAGACCACCGGGAGCUCUUGAUUCAAAGCAAAGGAUCCACAUUCUUCAGCACAGUAGAUUCAGCUCUUUGCAGAAAUCAGCACACUAAGAGCUGUGUGUAUUGAGUUCUGGCUGGGGUCUUAAUAUCACUUUAGAGGUACUAAAGCUCAUGAAACUAAAAGUUCAAAUUGGUAUUUCACAAAGAAAUGUAACACAGCACAUGACUUAUGUACUGAAACUAUGUCCCCAUUCAUUUUUAAAUGUUGAGAAGUACUACAUGCUUUUGAAUCGGUACUUUACAAAAGAUCAAUCCAAACUAAGAUAAGUGUGUUAAACAACUGAAUUAACCACACAUGGAAAAAUUGACAGUAUGGUACGAAUAAUUUUGUGCAAGUUUACAUCACAGCAGUACUAUAGGAAGACGGGUUUUGUAACGCUGCAUCACUACUCAUACCACAAUGAUAAAGAUAAUUUCUUCAGUACCCAGUAUUAUACCAAUGUAAUUCAACCUUAAUCCCUGGGAAACCAUUAAAUUUCAAACCCGCUUAGCCAAACAAGGGACUGAAUACUGGAGUGAAAAUGAACUUAUUUCCCAAUCAAAGAAAAUGGAAUGUGCAGCUAUCAGACAUCGCUGUAUAGUAACCACUGGUUAAUAUUUGAAGUAAUUUAAUGUUCAGCAUUAUGGAACUAAUGGACCGCUCUGUAUCAGAAGCUGUAUCAGUAGACUGCAUUUUACAUUUGUUUUCAUUACUGCCAAGUUUAAUUGCUUAAACUGCCAAGAUAAUUGCUUGUGUGAAUAUCUGUAAUUACCAACAGAAAGAGUGUCUACAUAGUAUUUUCCAUGUAAAUGUGCCAUAAAAUAAAUAUUACUUUGCUCUCAAUAGUAUUAUCCAUAACACAUUUCAUUACGGUUUCCCCCUCCAAAAGUUAGUGAACCAGUAUUUAUUGCUUAUAUUAAAAUGUGCUAAAUCAAAAGCUCUUCUGUGUUGGUACAAUAAAAUUUUUGCAAAUCAGUCAAAUCUAACCAAUGACAGUAAUUUAAGUCAAACCAAUGCAAUUUAAAGCACUUAUAUAGUAUAUCUAAGACAAUUACAGUUUUAUGUGUUUCUACACAAAUGUAUUACCAAAAUAAUGUUAGAAAAAAAAUAAGCUUGUGAAUUCUUAGUACAAAAUUAUUCAUGAAUGGGGAACAAUUCAUUUGUGUACUGCAAAUAAGAAUUCUUUUGUUCUGAAAUGUGUAAUUUUCAGACACUACGAUGGUGAUGUGUACUAUUCCAUUCUCCAAUGUUACAUACACAUACUUGAUGUAUACAAGUAUAUACAUAAAUAUAUGCUAAGUGGGACAUAGUUAUAAAUGGAGUAACUUACAGCAAUGGGGUUUCAUGUUUCUUUGCCAAUUUCUUUUAUAUAACAAUGCAGAUAACAAAAGGAAAUCACACAUUUGAAAUUGAUUGCCUUCAUCAACAGUGAAAUUCUUAAAUGGACAAGAUAAAUCUACUGUAAUGCUUCCAUUGUGAAAUGUGAAAUGAACUAUCACUGUACAUAGGCUGCUGAAAUAUUUUCAUGUUUAAUGUCUGCAUUAGUAAGAAUGCAUGUAUAAAAACACAAAGUCAGUGUCCCAAAUCCCAUAAUUAUAAUAUGCUAAUGAAAAUAGGUAUCCAAGGAUGACUAGUGCCAGUAGAAUUUAUUAUUCCACUGCAAAUCAUGAUUUGGCAAAUACUCUUAGUUGGAGCUAUUUUCUUAAAAGCCAAUGGGUUAUUUAGAGGAGAUGGUGAUGGCAACUACCAACCAAAACAGAAUCUUCCAUGCCUCCAAAUCUUCUAAACUGGCCUGAUCAUAAUGUCAAUUAGUCUACUUCAAAUAAAAAUGAAUUAUCUUUAAGUUUAGGAGUAUUUGCGAUAAAAUCAGAACUGCAUUUUAAAAACCAAUUGCCAUGGACACAGUUCUCCAAAUGAAUAAAAGAUGCAUAUUAAUCUUGAACCUCAGAUGCCAUCCACUGCACGCAACAUAUGUGCACUAAUGAAUUGAGUAUCAUGUUGAUAGAUGUGUUGCAUACAUAGUUCCUGAAGUUGCUUCUACCUGCAGUCCUCAAACCCAGACUGGAAACUACAUAUUAACACAGACUGUCAAUGUUGCCAACAUGGUAGACACACACACAA